Molecule: messenger RNA, 2453 nt
Organism: Caenorhabditis auriculariae
Lineage: Eukaryota; Metazoa; Nematoda; Chromadorea; Rhabditida; Rhabditidae
Source: the annotation of a GenBank genome assembly
AUGGAUUGGCCGUAUGUGCACCUCGAAGUGAGGCGUUUGAGCGUCGACGAGGAGCCGCAGCCGUUGCCGUCGGUUCCAACGGCCACCGCCCCGCUCAGCCUCUACCAUACCCACUUUAACCACUUUCACAUGGCCGCUCAUCCCGAACAGCCUGAGAACGUCGGCCAGCAGCAGCAGCCUCCGCCGCCUGUCGUCCACUACGACGCCGGUAUGUCAUUUGUCUUUCUUCUUUUUUUUCUAGCAAAGAUUAGCUCGCUGAUGAUAAAAAAGAGGUUCCACGUUGAUUGCUUCUCGCAGGCGUUAAGGUCAAAACUUCGCGAUCCUGAAGAAUUUUCAGGCUCCUGAAAUUUUCAGCCAGCACACUCAGCGAACAUUUACACAAAAAUAAUCUAGAGAUGCUUAAACCACUGUAAAGUUACCGUUUACUUCAAACUUUUCUAUUAAGAUUUUAACCGAGUGAAUCGGCUUUUUUUAUCAAAUUUAUACGUAUUUUUUUCCGAUAUUAAAGCCAAAAGUUUUCGCAAGCUGAAACAAAUGAAUAAAAAAAAACAAAGAGCGGCAAUGGUGAGAAUGAGGAGACGCGCGAGACGAUCACUUUUCGAAAGAACAGCAGAAAAAAAUUUACCGUAAACACAAACUUUUGCUCUACAAAAAGACAGCAAAGAACAAACUUCUUGAAGUGAAGUGAGGUCAGAUUUGAUCUGUUUUGGUAUACAGCCUUUGAAGCAGAAAAAAAACUGUGAACAGCUGGUCUUUUGUAAUUUCAACCGCUCAGCGUCUUUAUUCAAACACAUCGUUAAAAAUGUCUAGAAAGCUAUUUUUAUAGGAGAGUUUUCCGUGUUUUCUACAUAAAUUUAUUACGGCUCCGGUGAUUCUCACGGUUUAUUCAUUUCGAAAUGUUUCUGCGCAUUUAUAUGUGUAGAAAAAAAUAGAAAAAGCUGAGUGUGAAUAAAAAAAUUUUCACUUUAAAAAAAAUAGUGCCGGUGUUAAGAAAAAAACAUUUUUUUAUCAAUUUUUAUUUUUUUAAAGUUAACUUGCGAAUUUUUUUAAAGGUUAUUACGACGCCUAUUACUCCGAUCACACUGUUGAACCGAGAUCCGCCCCUGGUCUCUUACUCGGUAUGUUUCUCAGUUAUAAUUUAACAAUAUUUAGAACUAUACGAAUUCCCCUUGAAAAUCAGAAUUAGAACUAUACGAAUUUCCCUUGAAAACCAUUUUUGAUUCAAGUACCGUGGAGUAUUAAAUCUUGAGAAUAUUCGAAACGUUCAGGAAGUGACUAUGGAGCUGUUUCCAAGAGACGGUUUCGAACUAACUUCACUGAAGCGCAGGCAUUCUUUUUGGAGGAAGCCUUCCGAGAGUCGCACUAUCCUGACCACAAAGCAAAGAAGGAAAUGGCGGUUCAUCUGAAUCUUCCGGAAGACAGGAUCACGGUGAGCUCUUUUGGCCUCACUGACUGAUAAAACGUCUACAGGGAUUACGUCAAUUCAAAAUUAAUCAACAAACACUCAGUUUCGCGUAUCAAAAAGAUAUAUUUUUUUGACGAAUUGAUAGUCAAUCCGUUUCGAAUUUUUUUUGAACACCUGAUGUUCGAGGAGCGCGCGAGUAUGUAUCAUAAACUUAUGUAUAGUUUUAUAUUUGAUGCGACUUUAGGAACUUUUGAAAAGAGCCAAUCCGAUAAGAGAAAAAGUUGCAAAAAUAUUUGCGCGAAGCUGCGAGGCGGCUUACUGUAUAUUGGCCAGAUGUGAGGCCGAGAGCCGGCUCGCAGUUGCAAUUUACGAGCCAAAUGAGAUGAACGGCCUCGGCGAGAUCCGCUUGAUCGGCCCCUUCCGAUUCUCAUUGAUUGUAACUCAUUUUUAUGCAAUUUGGAACUUUCUUUUGCAGGUCUGGUUCCAAAACCGUCGAGCAAAGUGGCGAAGAAAGGAAUUGCGAGAAAAGGUGUGAUUUUUGAUGAAACCAAGCUGAAAGUACAGUAAAAGAAAAUGUAGAAAGGAGGAAUGGUAUAAGAAGCUAAUCACGAUUGAACUUACAAAUAACAAAAAAACAAAAACAAAAAACACUUUGAAAAUUUUACAGCUACUCGAAUUUCAUAAAUCUUUACCUUCGAUUGAAAGUUUGGAACUUUUUAAAGAUUAAAAUCUUGGAUGGAGAAAAUUUCCACGCGAUUCAAGUUGGAACGCGGUUUUUUUCCGUUAAAUACAUUGAACAACGCCAAAAGAAGUAUUUGGGAACCUCCAAACCCCCGCUUGGUUUACCUUUUCUCAGUUUGGUGUUCAGCUUCAGGAAAGGGGUAACCGCUCUGGAAACUGUUCAACGAGUUUUUCUCCCGAGAACAACUACAGCUACUGCAUACCGUCAGCUGAAUCGAUCAUAUCAACGUCCUCGCCGUUCGACCCCUCUACGGUAGCCCAGAACAAUCCGUACUUGCUCAUGCCCCACUCCGCUCAUCAAGGGUGA